AUGACCACUCCUCCUCCAGCCUGGUCCUGGGCCCGCAGCAUCAGCAUCUCCCCCCUCCCCCUCGCUCUGCUCCUGUACCAUAACAGAUGCCCGCAGCUGCGACAGGCUGUGAGUGCCGUGGUGACUGAUUUCACGCGGUACCACGAGCACGGCCACGGAGACCAGAACUGCUUCUGCUUCUUGCGUCUGUUUGGGCUCUCCAUCGAGUGGGGAAGGAAGAUGGCCGCUAUGAAAAUGUUAACCAGCGCGGGGCUCUUCUUGGCUAUGUGCGCGCUCGGGUUGCUCGCGAUGGCCAUCUGCACCGACUAUUGGUACGAGACAGACGCCAGGCGACACCGGGAGAGAUGUAAGAACUAUGCCAACAAGCGAUACGACCCGGGAUACAUCUACAUAUCCAACCCCAACCUCCCCCUCAAGAUGCCCCCAAAGAGCGCGCUGGAGAGGACAGCCAAAGGCCCAGAUGUGGCUCCUCUCCGCAGGGUUAAGCGGCACUUUGUCCCAGCGGCAUCCGCCAUGGAGUCGCACUGCAGCCGUCAGUUCAACUCCACCAUCUCCGGGCUGUGGAGAAAGUGUCACCGGGAAGGCUUCGACCUGGAGACUGAAGACCUCAUCUACAAAGGAAUCAUUCAAAGAUGCACGCCAGUCAAAUAUCACUACACUUCGUCCAUCCUCCCAAGAAAUUUACCUGUGAACAUCACCAAGACCAUUCGGCAGGACGAGUGGCACGCACUCCACCUGAGGAGGAUGACCGCGGGCUUCGUGGGCAUGGCUGUGUCCAUCAUCCUGUUCGGGUGGAUCAUUGGCGUGCUGGGCUGCUGCCAACAGCAUGACCUCAUGCAAUAUGUAGCUGGGCUACUCUUUCUCAUGGGAGGAACAUGCUGUAUCAUCUCCCUCUGCACUUGCGUGGCAGGAAUCAACUUUGAGCUGUCGCGCUAUCCCCGCUACAUGUAUGGCCUUCCCGAGGAUAUUAGCCAUGGCUAUGGCUGGUCCAUGUUUUGUGCCUGGGGAGGUCUGGGGCUCACGUUGCUAGCUGGUUUCCUCUGUACCUUGGCCCCCUCCCUAAGCACGCCUACUCGCACAACACCCCAUAAGCCAAGGCAGGAGAAUGGUACCGUGUGA
This is a messenger RNA of Knipowitschia caucasica, 1119 nucleotides long. The record is from the annotation of a GenBank genome assembly. NCBI's taxonomy places the organism in Eukaryota, Metazoa, Chordata, Actinopteri, Gobiiformes, Gobiidae.